GGGAAGGUGAUCAAUCUCCAUCCGUCUACAUUAGCAAUCACCUUAACAUAGUGAAAGACAGACACCAAUACAAGGCUAAGCAAAUUAGUUUGAUUUAUUUGGUUUUUAAAAACCCGGAAACCAUUCUCCGAUCGACCGCUACAGGGAAAGGAGAAGUCGUGUGCAGGGUGUGAAGUGAGAACUUGUAUAAGGUAUUGCUCUUCCCCGUAAUGCGCAGUUUAGUCCGUGUUUGUUUUUGACUUUUUGCCGACUUGAGUGUUUUGUCGUCGGGUUAACCGCCAGGCUUCCUCGGUGUUGGAGGAUAGGCAUAUUUCGUUCGCCUGGUCGCCUCUAACAGGCGACUAAAGGAGAGAGGUUUGGGGACAGGAAGGAAAAAGAAAGUGUCUUAUAUCGGGCCCCUCACCCGUCAAGCUGCAACAUCGGGGCAAAUCGAACUAUUGGCAAGAUCUGGGGGGACCCGUGACUGCCUCUAGCAUGAUGUCAUACCUAAAACAGCCUCCCUACGGCAUGAACGGCCUGGGGCUCAGUGGCGCCGCCAUGGACCUUUUGCAUCCGUCUGUGGGCUACCCAGCUACGCCUAGAAAACAACGUCGGGAGCGCACAACGUUCACGCGCUCACAGUUGGACGUCCUGGAGUCUCUUUUUGCUAAAACCAGGUAUCCGGAUAUUUUCAUGCGCGAAGAGGUCGCACUGAAAAUUAACCUUCCGGAAUCUAGAGUACAGGUGUGGUUCAAGAACAGGCGAGCAAAGUGUCGGCAGCAGGCGCAAAGUGGAAGCAGCAUCAAGGCCCGACCGGUCAAGAAGAAGUCGUCUCCAGCCAGGGAGAGUACCGGGUCCGAGAGCAGUGGUCAAUUCACCCCUCCUGCCGUCUCAAGCGCGGUCUCCUCCUCUUCCUCUUCCUCGUCUGCCAAUCAUGCAGGGGUGGCGGGUCUCAGCAACACCUCUACCUCCAUCAGCACUGUCUCUUCCAUCUGGAGUCCUGCCAUCUCCCCAGGCAACGCCCCGGUAACGCCCGUCUCCGCCCCGCCACUCGCCGAGCCCCCGGGGCCACCGCCCAACGCCUCCUGCAUGCAGCGGUCCGUCUCCGGGUCGGUCUCGGCCGCCUCGUCCUACCCAGUGUCCUACAACCAGACGGGCGGCUACGGGUCGUACAACCCCGCUCCGUCGGGCCCGUACUUCAGCGGUGUGGACUGUGGCUCCUACUUGGCCCCCAUGCACUCACACCACCCGCACCACCAGCUCAGCCCCAUGACGGCCUCGUCCAUGACCGGUCACCCUCACCACCACAUCGGCCAGUCUUCGGGCCACCACCACCACCAUCAUCACCACCACCAGGCCUACGGAGGCUCCAGCCUGGCGUUCAAUGGCUCAGACUGCCUGGAUUAUAAAGAGCAGACAGCGGCCUCUUCGUGGAAACUCAACUUCAAUGCCAGUGAUUGCUUGGACUACAAAGACCAGGCUUCCUGGAGGUUCCAGGUCUUGUGAGGACUACAAAGACCAGGGACUCGUGGAUGGUUCCAUGUCAUGUGAUUGGUUUAUUUUUUUACUUUAUUUUUUUUUUAAAUUUCCUUUCCAUAUUUUUACCUGUUUGGUUUCCCCUUUUGAUUUAUGAAGAGAAAAAAUUACAAAUAUAUUAACUUUAAAAAAGUAAGUUUGGACAGAGCUGCUAAUUGAUUGGACUAUUUCCUUUUAUUUAAAAAAAAAAAAAAAAAAAAGUCCAUCGUUUUAAGCUAGAGAAUGAGAACAACUUGAGAGAAAGCUGCAGACAUCAUUAAGAUGUCUUUACAUUUGUCAAUAUAAAAAUGUUUGAAGACGCCCUUGGAUGACCUUAUAAACUUUGGACUUGUUUUGCAAAUGUUUCGACCAAACUACAAUGACCACUACAGUCCUUCCUCUCCUGAUGCGCUCCUAAGUCUCUAGAAUGACGAGGAUUACCUACCCAUCCGCGCACUUCCCCGGAACUGGGCACUGGGUGUGCGCACUGCUUACCUCCAAUCAUGAUCCCCAAUCAAAUCGUGUAUAGUUUUUAUUUCUGAAAUGUGUUAUUUUUAGGACGAAAGAGAUUUUAGUCAGCAACUUAAAGGAGCUGAAAUAUGUAUAUAUGUAUUUGGGUCAGUUACAGUGACCCCAUUUAGUUGGUGUUUCUGGAUUUGAAAUUGUUUAAUAAGAACUUUGAAAAGAACUGUAUGUAAAUCUUUGCAAAUAUUCCAAAGAGAACGAAUUGGCCAUUAAGUUCAAUUUUUUUUAUAUACACUGUUUUACUAAUAGAAAAGAAAUGUUUGACAAAUUGAAAUGUCAUGGAAAAACGUCAAGUAAAUUAAAUCCUAAAUAAGAUAUAAAUGCAAAACAUGUUUUGCAUCAGGGGUAAAGAUUUUUCAAAAAAAAAAUAAUAAUAUUUGAAAGCAAAACAUUUCAAACAGACAACUUGGGCAUUUGUCAAUAGUGAUAUUGGACGUAUAAGCUAUUUUAACAGCAGGACUAGACUUAACGCUGGAGUCAAAUCAUUUUGAGAGAAUGUGGAUCUACACUUCUUAAAUGCCUGUGAAAUGUUGAAUGUAUCAAGGCGACCACCCUUACAUACAUAUCCAUCCAAUAAAGACCCGUUAAAUCAUA
Esox lucius (northern pike) is the source of this 2613-nucleotide messenger RNA. It is a transcript of the gene otx1, whose product is annotated as orthodenticle homeobox 1. Gene Ontology annotation, cellular component: nucleus. Gene Ontology annotation, biological process: regulation of transcription by RNA polymerase II; multicellular organism development. Bases 475 to 1485 code for a protein of 336 amino acids. The transcript has 4 exons. Gene Ontology annotation, molecular function: RNA polymerase II cis-regulatory region sequence-specific DNA binding; DNA-binding transcription factor activity, RNA polymerase II-specific. NCBI's taxonomy places the organism in Eukaryota, Metazoa, Chordata, Actinopteri, Esociformes, Esocidae. The record is from RefSeq and is a predicted model, not a curated record.